Molecule: messenger RNA, 255 nt
Organism: Caenorhabditis remanei
Lineage: Eukaryota; Metazoa; Nematoda; Chromadorea; Rhabditida; Rhabditidae
Exons: 1
Coding region: 1-255 (84 amino acids)
Source: RefSeq, a predicted model, not a curated record
AUGACAGUCAUACUCUACUACUCCAUUGCGGGAAACAUUGAAGACACCGCUCACAAUGGUUGGUGUCUAAUAUCAAAUACAUACAACGGAGGUAGUAAUGUGGUAAUGAGCGGUUUUGGAAAUGGAAAAACUGAGAGGAAUGUUCUACAAAAGAAACAUAAAGAAUGGGAAUGGAGGGUACUUGCACUAACGGAGGAGGAUGCUCAAGUUCAUGUGAUUCACAUUCAGUGUCGAAUUCGACGAACCAUGUCUUAA